Molecule: messenger RNA, 609 nt
Organism: Didymodactylos carnosus
Lineage: Eukaryota; Metazoa; Rotifera; Eurotatoria; Philodinida; Philodinidae
Source: the annotation of a GenBank genome assembly
AUGUUUUUUUCACCUACCUUGUUACAAUUACACGAACAAAAUAUUCCAGUUUAUAUCCUAUGUUUAUCAAAAGGCGAUUAUAAUCGAUUAGGUAAUUUACGAUUAGAUGAGUUCUACUCAAGUUGUAAACAACUGAAUAUCCCAAAUACAAAUUAUCGUGUUAUUAAUGAUCCAUUAUUAUUGAGAGAUGAUCCAACAUUAGACUGGCAGCCAGAUGCAAUUAUUGGACAUGUUAAAAAUGUUAUUCAAGAAUGGAAUAUUAACGUUUUAUUGACGUUUGAUCACCAAGGAAUUAGUAAACAUAAAAAUCAUGUAUCUAUCUAUCGAUGUUUACCUCAUUUGAUACAACAAACAAAAGGUCGAAUAAAGCAAGUAUUCGUUCUUAACACUGUACCAUUAUAUCGAAAAUAUUUGACAUUGAUUGAUCUCAUCAGUUAUGUAAUGAAGUUCAAACACCGACCAAAAUAUUGUUUUCUAUUAUCUCGACGUCAUUUGUUAAAACCUUAUUUAGCUAUGAGAGAACAUCGGUCACAAUUAGUCUGGUUUCGUUAUUUAUAUAUGCUCUUUUCACGAUAUAUAUGGAUCAAUGAUUAUACCAGAUUUAGUUAA